AUGCCAGGAACAAAUAAUGAAACGAACACUCGCAACUCGAAUGAUGAUUUUAAAUUUUCUUUACAUAGCAAAUAUUUUUCACGAUGUUUAACAAUAUUACCUUCUCAUAUAAGUUCAUUAGACAAUAGUCGUGUAACAAUUGCAUUUUAUAGUAUAGCUGCAUUAGAUUUACUUAAUUCAUUACCUGCAUCAUUACCAUAUGAUGGAUCAGAAUUAAUAUCAUGGAUUUAUAAUUUACAAUUAAUAACUGAUUCUGAUGUAUGUGGUUUUCGUGGCUCAACAUGUACAAUUACAUCUCGAACAACACCAAAUCCUUAUGAUCAAGUUCAUAUAACUAUGACUAUGACAGCACUCUUAACACUUUUAUUAUUAGGUGAUGAUUUAGAAAAUGUUCAACGUCAUAAAAUCGCAUUAUCACUUGCUCAUCUUCAAUUACCAAGCGGUGCCUUUUUAGCUACACGUUUAUCAACUGAAAGUGAUUUACGUUUCGUUUAUUGUGCAUGUGCUGUUGCAUUUAUAUUGAAUGAUUGGUCUGGUAUAGAUAAAGAUUCAUGUACUAAAUUUAUUCUUCAAUGUCGAACUUAUGAAUAUGCUUUCGGACAAAUACCUAAUGCUGAAGCACAUGGUGGUUCAACAUUUUGUGCUAUUGCUGCUUUAUCAUUAAUGGAUCGUUUAAAUGAUUUAGAUCAACAAGACAAUCUUAUACGGUGGUGUUUACAACGACAAAAUGAAGGUUUUAAUGGUCGACCAAAUAAACCAGAUGAUUCUUGUUAUUCAUGGUGGAUUGGUGCAACAUUAAAAUUACUUAAUAAAGAUUUCUUAAUAAAUUGUGAACAAAAUCAAAUCUAUUUACAUGCAACUGAAUCAAAAAUGACUGGUGGAUUUAGUAAAUGGCCUGAUUCAACAGCUGAUCCAUUACAUUCAUGUUUAAGUUUAGCUAGUUUAUCAUUAAUGAAUCAUAGCAAAUUAAAAUCUAUUCAUCCAGCUUUAGUUGUUUCAAUAGAUGUUGUUGAUAGACUUAAAAAAACUAUACAUUCAAAAUGGAAAUUAUAA
Messenger RNA from Adineta steineri, 1053 nucleotides. NCBI's taxonomy places the organism in Eukaryota, Metazoa, Rotifera, Eurotatoria, Adinetida, Adinetidae. The record is from the annotation of a GenBank genome assembly.